Molecule: messenger RNA, 1771 nt
Organism: Nannospalax galili (Upper Galilee mountains blind mole rat)
Lineage: Eukaryota; Metazoa; Chordata; Mammalia; Rodentia; Spalacidae
Gene: Tmem45b
Product: transmembrane protein 45B
Exons: 6
Coding region: 102-938 (278 amino acids)
Source: RefSeq, a predicted model, not a curated record
CGGUCUUCGGAGGCUUGCACCUGCUGGGCACCACCGCUGCACUCGCGACCAGCGCUAGCAGUGCACACCUCUGAGGCUCCGGCAGGUGUCCUAGAACACUGAUGGCAAACUUCAAGGGCCACGCUCUCCCAGGGAGUUUCUUCCUGAUAUUUGGCCUGUGGUGGUCAGUGAAGUACCCACUCAAGUACUUUCACCAAAAGGAACUGAAGAAGAACAGACUCAGUCAGCAGCAACAGCGCAUUGAGAUCACUGAGGGCGCAAUCAAGACUGCAUUUGCGAUCAUUGGGAUCCUGGCAGAACAGUUUGUUCCAGAUGGGCCCCACCUCCACCUCUACAAUGAAAACCAUUGGAUGAAGCUCAUGAACUGGCAGCACAGCACCAUGUACCUCUUCUUUGGUGUCUCAGGAAUCGUCGACAUGCUCACCUACCUUUACUUCAACAUUGUGCCCUUGGGGCUAGACAGAGUGGUUUUGGCUAUGGCAGUAUUCAGUGAAGGUUUUCUCUUCUACUACCACGUUCACAACCGACCCCCUCUGGACCAACACAUUCACUCACUACUGCUGUUCGCUUUGUUUGGAGGGAGUAUCAGUAUCUCCCUAGAGGUGAUCUUUCGGGACAAUAUCGUGCUGGAACUUUUCCGAACCAGUCUCCUUAUUCUUCAGGGAACCUGGUUCUGGCAGAUUGGGUUUGUGUUGUUCCCUCCUUUUGGAACACCUGAAUGGGACCAGAAAGACAUGGACAACAUCAUGUUCAUUACCAUGUGUUUCUGCUGGCAUUAUCUGGUUGCCCUUUGCAUUACAGGCAUCAACUACUUUCUUGUUUACUGUUUUCUGACUCGGGUGAAGAGGCAUGCAGGAGGAGAAAUCAUAGGGAUUCAGAAGCUCAAGUCUGAUCCCACUUACCAGUCAGCCCUUUUGAGUGGCUCAGAUGAAGAGUAACAUCAAGCCAUGGUGGAAAAAUUCAUGUCUUUUGGGCCACAACGGCUGGAAUCAAUGUAGUUUGUCCCCCCCACUUGAAGGCUCGCCUUAGAGUGCUCCUAGGGUUCCUUAUGUUUGCACUCACCUAAUACAAAGCUGGAGGCUUGAAUACAGGAAAUUAGAUCUCGGGUGUUUUGUGUAUCAUGCUGUGUUAUUAGAAUAAUGGCAUUCAUACAGAAAAUGGACACCAUCCUUGUAGGGAAUCAGUUAGAGUCUGAAAGCCUAGAACAGGAAGUGACAACAUGGAUGAAGCAAACUAGAAUCUGAGGGGACGUCGUGCUGCUUCUGAUACUUGCCCUUUUCUCUCAAAGCAAACACAUACUUUCUUCUCAGAAAGGUUAUCAGGACUUAGCGAGUGCCCUGCCCUCAAUUCAGAGCCACAACUCUAACUUACAUAUUUUUUAAAUAACAAAACAACUCAUAAGUUUUGACAUUUUAAAUGUUAACCUGAAAUAUCCUCUAACUAAUCAGACCAGAAUUAGGUGAAAGGUAAUUUUCUUAAAGCAGAUACCUAGUUCACAGUGCAGCUAAGAAUCAGAACUUGGCAUGCUGAUUCCUCAAAAUUAUCCUGCCGAGGGAUCAUCAUACAGAGUCUGUAUAAUAAGACACAGAGAAAAAUAGAUUAUGGAAGGCCUUGAAUUUUAAUAUAGCUGAGGGCAAAGGACAUAGAUUUUGAAUUAGUAAUAUUGAGACGUGAUACUGACUGUUAAUUAUGGAUAUUUUGUGGGGGAUUUUGUGUUUAUUUUUUAACUUUCCUCAACAAGUAUUUAUUAAAAAUUCACUUUGUUCUAGUA